AUGGAGGGCCAUGGCGUUACGGAUGAUAUCACGCCUUCACCUGCCCCGGCGCCGGACAUGGGUGAGGGUGCUGCGGGGAGUGGGGCUGUGUUGGCUGUGUUGCUGGGGGCAAUGGCGCUCCCGGUGUUGCGGCCCGCAAGCCGUUUCAUUACCGGCGAGCCCUCGCUCCUCGUGAGCGUCAUGGCUCUCAAUGUGCAGUCCUUCGUGGCAGCACAGUUCAUGCUUCUGCGAGCGCUGGAUUAA
Molecule: messenger RNA, 243 nt
Organism: Pseudomassariella vexata
Lineage: Eukaryota; Fungi; Ascomycota; Sordariomycetes; Amphisphaeriales; Pseudomassariaceae
Exons: 2
Coding region: 1-243 (80 amino acids)
Source: RefSeq, a predicted model, not a curated record